UUACACUUGGCACAAUGCAGUCAGGCAAGUACCGUUCUCCUGGCAACUGCCAAACCCAGACACAUCCAUCAGAUUGCCAGACAGAGAAGCGUGAUUGGUCACUCCAAAGAACACGUCUCCACUGCUCUAGAGUCCAGUGGCGUCUGGCUGAGUUGCUGUUGUUCCCAGUUGCUUCCACUGUUGUAAUACCACUAACAGUUGACCGUGGAAUAUUUAAUAGCCGGGAAAUGUUACGGAUGGACUUUUUGCACAGGUGGCAACCUAUCACGGGACCACACUUGAAUUCACUGAGCUCCUGAGUGUGACCCAUUCUUUCACAAAUGUUUUUAGAAGCAGUCUGCAUGCCUAGGUGCUUGAAUUUAUACACCUGUGGCCAAGGAGGUGAUUGGAACAUCUGAAUCCAAUGAUUUGGAGGGGUUCCAAUACUUUUGGCAAUAUAGUGUAUGUA
Messenger RNA from Staurois parvus, 448 nucleotides. Lineage: Eukaryota; Metazoa; Chordata; Amphibia; Anura; Ranidae. The record is from the annotation of a GenBank genome assembly.